AAAACAAAAACAUUUUGCUAGCUCGUCCUCUCUCUAUCUCUGGCAAUCCCAUGGCCUGCUGCAGUGCUCGACCUCUCUCGCACAAAAUUUCACGUGAUGUCCAUAUGUAUAAUGCCGCCUUUACCAACCAAACACUCCGUUCCAGAACCAAUAUUACGUUUUGCUCGUCCUCUCUCUCCCUUUCUGGGCAUCCCAUGGCCUGCUGUCCUACUAACCCUCUCUCACACGCAACUCCUUUCGCCUUUACUUCCGUCGGGCCUCAUUUAGCUAAAACUCGCUUCAAAACAACUAAAUGUGUGUUAAACAGAUCAGCCUCUCGCUCUCUGUCGGCUACUACUCUAACCAGUAACCCCAUUACUACCACCACCUUCACUUGGGACGACGUGGUUCGUAUUUCUAAUCCGGGUUAUGCCCUGGACGAUUCCUCAGAUCUCUCUGGUUUCUUCGACAAGGUUAAAGUCUGCAAUCGCGGAGUAGAAAAGAAAUCCGAGUUCGUACCGUUUGUUAUAGAUGGUCAGAUUGUUGGUUACUUACAUAAUGGUUUCGUUGAGCAUCUGAGGAACUACCAGGACGUGUUUGUUUUGCCCCAGAGGAUAAAUGGCUCACAGAUAGGAAACCAUGUGACGUUGAAUCCAGAGCUUAAAACACCGGACGAUAGAACCAGAGCUGUUGGAGAAGUUAUCGGAUCCUUGGGAGAAGAUAUUAUUCCCGGUAUACGCAACGAGUUGUACCCUGUAACAUCAUCCUAUGGCGCAUCAGUAUUUUUCUCGCUUGAGCGUGCUGCAGCUCCUUAUUUUGGAAUUAAGGCUUAUGCCAUUCAUUUGAACGGCUUUGAGGAAAGAGACGGGCAACAAUUUCUAUGGACAGCGAAAAGAAGUCGAGUGAAACCCACGUAUCCAGGGAUGCUUGAUCAUCUUGUUGCUGGAGGACUGCCUCAUGGAAUUGCUUGUGGGGAGAAUCUUCUGAAGGAAUGCGAAGAGGAAGCAGGAAUACCAAGAUCAAUUUCCAGGCGAGCUAUACCAGUUGGUGGUGUUUCCUACAUGAACAUUGACGGGCAUCGAUACGAGAGAGAUGUUCUAUUUUGUUAUGAUUUGAAACUUCCUCAAGGCUUUAUGCCCAACAAUCAAGAUGAUGAGGUGGAGAGCUUCAAGUUAAUCCCAGUAACUCAUGUUGCUGAUAUUGUAAGAAGGACGAAUCUCUUCAAGCCGAGUUGCUGUCUUGUUAUCAUUGAUUUUCUGUUUCGACACGGGUACAUUAUCCCUGAACACUCGGGAUAUUUGGAUCUGUUACAGAGUUUAAGGAGUGGAGAGUGCUCAUAAACAUGCAUGUAUAUGUGCUCGGUCGCUAUUUUGUAAAGGAAAAUCCUUUUUGCAUUACUAGCCUUUGGCCUUAUUUGCUGUAAGCCAAUGAUGGCCGCAAUAAGUGGUCUUAAGUUGACCAAACUAGCCAGGACCCAGAGCUGUACUUGUACAUAGGGCAGUGCUGGGAGGCGCCGAUCGAUAACAGGGGCAGUGAGAGUUUAGUCUCUUCACAAAAUAAUAAAUAGUGUGAUUUGUUUGAA
This is a messenger RNA of Tripterygium wilfordii, 1561 nucleotides long. RefSeq names its product nudix hydrolase 20, chloroplastic-like. The record is from RefSeq and is a predicted model, not a curated record. The coding region runs from base 51 to 1319 and encodes 422 amino acids. The transcript is spliced from 9 exons. Gene Ontology annotation, molecular function: 8-oxo-dGDP phosphatase activity. Lineage: Eukaryota; Viridiplantae; Streptophyta; Magnoliopsida; Celastrales; Celastraceae.